AUUUAUGCAGCGUGUGAUGCGACAACCGAUUGCCGCACAAAAUGUGACGGGAGUCAAAGGCGCAGAUGGCAACGACACCGCAUCGUCAUCUUCGAUGCCCGCCACGGUUUACCCGCAGCAACAGCAGCAACAAAUAUCCAACAUAAUCGCAUCCCUCCCCGUGGGAACACAGGAUCAGGCGAUGGAGAUGGUCAAGUUAAUUGAAGAGCGUCGUGCUCGCGAAGACUCCAAGUUGUGCAACUUCCAGCGCAUCUACCCCACAACGAACGCCGCACAUCAGCUCAUAUACGAAGCCAUCCUUGCGCAGGCCCGAACCCAGUGUGUCUCACCGCGGCCAGCGUGGGUGAGUUCGCCGACACCAGCAUCGCCACAGGCAAUAGAGGAGCGUUCCCGGCGUUUUGAUGCCUCAUCGGUGGGUUUUGCCACGCCCCAACGCAUCACCCCAGCGGCAAUGAGCGUGAGAGACCGAAGUAAUUUACCGACACCUUCUGAAUCAGCCACAGAUUCCCUAAAUUUACCCUCAAAUUCUUCUACUCUCUCGAGAGGGCAACAAAUGCAGAAGCUUUGUGAAGAAAUGAAGCAAACUCAGCGCCAUGCCAAAACGACCCCGCGGACCGCUCAUGUUAUCAACCACACACUUCAAAAUAACGGUGGGGCCGGCAACGAAAACCAACACUCUACGGAUGUACCGUUGAAUUCACCAUCAUCGGCCGAAAAGGCAACGAAUAUCUUGGCACAGGAGAGGAAGCGUCCGGUGCUGGCCCGUCUAUCUGUGAUGGGAGAUGCUGAAGGCCCUUCAAGAAAGUUACAUGUCAUCACCGCGAGACUGACGCCCUGUGGACCCCCUAACGUAAUCUCCGUUGACAGCUCUGCCACAAACACAGAGCGGAUUGAAGCGAUGCGGAGUCUGCAGGAGCGUCUUGAUCAGGAAGCUGAAUGUGAGCACUCUCCGUCCUCUGGGAGUGCCGAUGAAAAUUCAUUUGGCUUGGAUGAGGAGUAG
Messenger RNA from Trypanosoma cruzi, 1000 nucleotides. RefSeq names its product tubulin-tyrosine ligase-like protein, putative. The annotation marks the transcript as partial. The transcript has a single exon. The record is from RefSeq and is a predicted model, not a curated record. Lineage: Eukaryota; Euglenozoa; Kinetoplastea; Trypanosomatida; Trypanosomatidae.